This is a messenger RNA of Bolinopsis microptera, 2607 nucleotides long. RefSeq lists its product as uncharacterized. The record is from RefSeq and is a predicted model, not a curated record. Lineage: Eukaryota; Metazoa; Ctenophora; Tentaculata; Lobata; Bolinopsidae. The transcript is spliced from 6 exons. The coding region runs from base 78 to 893 and encodes 271 amino acids.
AAUAAUUUGAUAGAAAUGUGACUUGUAUACAUCGACAACGAAUCCUGCCCCUGCUUGAAACUUAACAAAACUGAGUUAUGAAUGGGAAUAAAGAGAUCAAGAUAUUCAAGGAUCACUCAGUGUCAUUCAAAGAAUCUCCCGAUUACAAGUAUAAAGUUCCGCCCACCUCAGCAAAGUCCCCAGCCAACAAACGUAACAGGACCCCUCCUGGCCAGACAAAGUCACGAUCUUUCAACUUGAGGUCUUCUCUGAGGCACUCCCAGAGUCUAACUUUCAUUCCUGGUCACACGCUUAGUUCAUAUUGCGACCCUGGAGUCCUCACAGAGACAGCCAAGGCUCAGCUAAUGAGGGAUGGGCUGGAUAGAAGAGUCCAGGACCUCACCUCCACAGUCUCUUUUAGUCUGGAUGUUUUUGAGGAUAUGGUGCCGGAAAUGCUGCCUUAUUACAAAGCUGCCGGGGAGAAUCUUUUCUCUAUCCCGAGAGGUCUUCAGAAAGCAGGGACUCCACCGUGUUUCUAUAGCAGCAGAAACCUGGCAACCAAAGAUUCGCGAGGGUACUGGCCUGUCUCUCACUUACCGUGUAUUUUGAAGAACUGUGCUAAGAAACUCAACCACUCUCAUACUGCUCCAAUCAACAGCUCAGAUUCCUGGAACAAGAAGCCGGCUAUAGCCAACUCAUCCCGCAGUACAAUAGGGAGCUGUCCAAGUAGGCUAUCUGUAUCUUCCGCUAGGAGUGAGUACGAGGAUGAGAGGUUCCUGAGUCAACUCAGUCCUUCUACUGUCGAGCUCAUUGUAAGUAGAAUGACGCAUGGCCUGCAACAAGAGAGACUCAAGAAGAAAUUCAAGAUCUCAACCAAAACUAUGAGCGAGCCAGACCCUAUUUCUAUUUUCUAAAUUACAUUUGUCAGAGAUGAAGUUCUGUUUUACGGCUCUAUAGAGUUCUUUAGAGGUAAAGUUGUACUCUAAGUCCUCUAAGUCUGGCUCACUGGAGGUUAUAAAUGUAAGAACUGAGCAACCUCAACUUAAAUUUAUAAUGAGGAACUAUCAUUUCUGUCAGCUGAAUGACAUAUAGCACGUGUUUUAAGAAUCAGAGUUGAAAGGACUAGAUUGUAGAAUGUAGAUCAGAAAUGCAGCUUCAUUCAACCAGUAGGGGUCAAAAUAACAUUCCGAUGGUAAAAAUUAAAUACGCUUAAUAUUGAGGUAAUUUCCAUGAUUUAGAAUUUCUCUAAUACCUACAUAAUUUUUUGCGAUAAAAUGACUAAAAGCUUACAAGUUACAAGGGACUAUAUUUGACCCCUUGUAGUUGUACUAUACUAGUAAUAGUAUCGGGUAUUGUAGUCCUCUGCCCUACCCGAUCGCUUAUUAAUUUAUGUAGCUCUUAAAAAGAGUUCACCGACAGAGGAGAAUUAACUUUGUUAGUCAAACCUCUUCGCGGAUUAAUGAUACUAAUCUCUCGGAGCCUGUGAAUCUGUUGCAGGAAUACGACUCAAGUUUGGUCUGUGUCUAACAAUGUAGGUGACUGGUGAUAUGUACUUGUUGGAUACAAGACACACUACACAGUGUCGUUAAACAAUAGUUAUUUAAAUAAUAGUUAUUUAAAGCUCAGUAUAAAAAUCUACAAGUGGGAAAUUAUUAUCUAUUUUAAUAAUGAUUUAUGUGAAAUGGCUUGAAUAUUCAUUUUAAGCUCCUCGAGCAUCUCAAACAUUCGUUUGAAACAAUGAACAGCUUCCUUUAUAUUGAUAAAAUACUUGAGAAAAGACAAUAUGUUUAUUGUUUAAUUAGUUUCUUAAUGUUCUUUCGGCAUCGACCUCACGUUCUACAUUGUUAGAAUAAAUUGAAUAUUUCAGUUUGAUUUUAGUUUUACUGUGUUUGAAGCUGUUGAAACAUCGUUGAAAUAAUGAUACUCAUUACUCAAAUUUUGUAGACUCAAAAUUGGUUGCGAUAGGCUUACGAAGAAUCUGAAUAAGUUUAGCUUGUGCUGAAACAUUCACUUUCACUUUCACUUUUAUCUCCGUCAUAACUCUUUUGUCUCCAUGAGUAGAGACGGGUUGUUGCUAAAGUUAUUAACGCUGUUAUGAGUGACUGUUUCCUGACUUAAUACCGAGUCCCCCCUGGCCCCACACUUUCCACAUUGAACGUUAUGUCCAUAUAAGGUAUUAUCAUCUCUCUCCACAUUCCAAUAAUAUGGUGCUCCAAACUGACGGUAAUUCUUGCACUGGUUGCAAUAGUAAGCAUCUAUGUUUGAAAUCCUGGGCACUGCACUGUGGUAGCCGCGAAUCAUUUGUCCGUCGCAUAGACAAGUGGACGUGUUUCCAUGGUAACUUGCCGCAUAACGAACAACCACGCGGUUUCUGCUGCUUGGCGGCCGGAGAUUUACUGAGUUUAUUCUUUCUUCUUGAGUCGAAUUUGCAGCUUCUUCUAGUGUCUGAAUUGAUUUAUAAUCGUCAAAAUUCAAGCUAUUUAAUACAAAAUAUUUAAAUGCCUAAAAGUAUGUUAGUUAAACCUUUACAUAUUUUAACUUGUUGUUGAUCACAUGUACGGAUUGUAUAAAAAUACUAAACGUUGAUAGUCAAAGUGAUUUUCAUAAGCACUGCGGAUAAAAUAACGC